AGUUCUAGCAUCUUAUCACAACUGUAGAAAAAUGAAGUUCCUAGCCUUGUUUGUCUCUUUGGAGCUCUUAUGCUUCGCCUACGCUCAGGAUACAAAACUGUCCGAAGAACGCAAACUAAUCUCAUACGAAACAAAAGUCUUCCACAAAAUCCCCGAGCACACUAUAGUGGAGGAAAAAAUCGAAGAACUGAAAAAGAUUUCCCCAAUCGAGAAGAAAGAAACGAUCGUUGAGGAAAAGUCAUCCGGCCCGAGCUAUGAGUUCGGUUACGGCGUGAAAGAUCCAAUCAGCGGCGAUCAUAAAGAUCAGUGGGAAAAGCGCCAGGGUGAUCAUGUGAAGGGAGCGUAUCGAUUUGACGAGUCCGAUGGUACGCAGCGCAUUGUGGAGUACGAAGCAAGCGGCAAGAAAGGGUUCGAAGCGACGGUAAAGAACGUUGAGAAGAAGGUGGAAGGCACCGUGGAAGUUCCGUCGAUCGAUGAAAAGAAGAAGGAGGGCAAGGUGGCUCACAGUUACAGCUAUCUGAAGAGAACUGGCCACUAAUCAAAAUGACGAAAGAGUAACUAAUACAAUAAACACAGCACUGCCAAAAUAAUAAUGGUGUCAAUUGCAGUUCGUGAGCGCGUUGAACCGAGUUCGUAUAAUUUUGUACAACUUGCAUGGAGCUGGCCACAUGAUAGUAUGUAAUUACGACUCAAAAGCUUGCCUGGUUGCCUUUGAUUGUAUAUGGCAGACUGGAAUUGUUUAAUUCUAUGCCUGGUAGAAAUAAAAUUGAAUUAAAACGUGAUGCUUUACAUCAAUUGAUGACCAUGAAAUGAUUAGUAGUUAACAAACUGUUGGUGUUGAAAGUAAAGAUUACAUAGAGGUUCUAUUUUGAGCGGAAUCUAGAAUUAAGCAUUAUCGAAGC
Molecule: messenger RNA, 902 nt
Organism: Anopheles arabiensis
Lineage: Eukaryota; Metazoa; Arthropoda; Insecta; Diptera; Culicidae
Product: larval cuticle protein A3A-like
Exons: 2
Coding region: 32-538 (168 amino acids)
Cellular component (GO): extracellular matrix
Source: RefSeq, a predicted model, not a curated record